This is a messenger RNA of Phaeoacremonium minimum UCRPA7, 606 nucleotides long. RefSeq names its product putative sugar transporter protein. Gene Ontology annotation, biological process: transmembrane transport; carbohydrate transport. Gene Ontology annotation, cellular component: membrane. Lineage: Eukaryota; Fungi; Ascomycota; Sordariomycetes; Togniniales; Togniniaceae. The transcript has 3 exons. The record is from RefSeq and is a predicted model, not a curated record. Gene Ontology annotation, molecular function: carbohydrate:proton symporter activity. Bases 1 to 606 code for a protein of 201 amino acids.
AUGGUACUUAUGACUCUGUGGUGUGGACAAAAUAUCAUCACAUUCUACUUCUCAAGCAUCUUGAAUAGUGUUGGGGUCACGGCUACCACUGCACAAACUGGUAUCAAUGGCGGCCUCAACAUUAUCAACUUGAUCUCCUCGAUCAUCGGCGCUAUCCUUGCUGAUCGUAUUGGACGGCGUAAGCUUUGGCUUACAUCUUACAUCGGUAUGAUCGUCAUCUUUGUGCCCUUCAUUGCUCUUAGUGCAGUAUAUGCAACUAAGGGCAGCCCCAAUGAAGGCUACACAACGGAGAUCAUGCCCUUCUACAUGCGGUCUCGAGGAUUGGCGAUCAAAAACUUCGUUGGACAGAUUGCCUUGAUCAUCAAUAUGUAUGUGAAUCCGAUUGCCUUGGCAGCCAUCGGCUACUAUUACUAUAUUGUAUUCUUGGCACUGAACUGCAUGUGGCUGGUACUUAUAUAUCUCUUCUUUCCGGAGACAAAGGGCUACUCCCUCGAAGAAUUAUCCAUGCUCUUUGACAGUGGUGAUAGCGUCGUGGUCCUCGACGGCAAAGACGGUGGCGUUAAUGUUGUGGUCCAGGAUGCAAAGGCUAUCGAUUCAAAGGCUUAG